This is a messenger RNA of Vicia villosa (hairy vetch), 1165 nucleotides long. RefSeq lists its product as uncharacterized. The record is from RefSeq and is a predicted model, not a curated record. The transcript is spliced from 3 exons. Lineage: Eukaryota; Viridiplantae; Streptophyta; Magnoliopsida; Fabales; Fabaceae. The coding region runs from base 1 to 1014 and encodes 337 amino acids.
AUGAGAAUUUUCCGAACGAGAAAAUGUGUGUACGUUCUUCCUCUCACAGCUUUCUUGAUUGUUCUCAUCAUGUUCUUCCUUCAGCAUCACAAUCUUGAAACAGUUACAACAACUCAAACCAAGUAUGAUCCAGAAAAACAAGAAUUGAUUCAAGUGCUGAAGAAAGCAGCAAUGGAAGACAGAACAGUUAUCCUCACCAUGGUAGAUGAAUCACAUGCAAGACCAGGAUCUAUGCUUGAAGUUUUUCUACAAAGCUUCGAAUAUGGACACGGGACUCGAAGAUUCUUGAAUCACUUAGUUAUCAUAACUAUGGACCAACAAGCUUUUCGGUACUGCAGAUUAUUGCAUCAACAUUGCAUUCAUCCGGCCACUUUUCAACCUUACUUCUCCGCCAGAAGACCGUCCGUCACAUCCCCGGAUCACACUGUGUUAUUCAGUUGGAGAAGAAAUCAUGUUCUGAUACAAGUCAUUGAAUUGGGCUAUAACAUAAUUUUUACGGAAACAGAUGUACUGUGGCUGAAAAGUCCGUUGGUGAACUUCCAUCCGCAGUACGAACUCAGCAUUUCGUGCAAUUUCGUAAAUGUUGGAGAAGGCGCGUUUUCUGUACAAGAAGGGGGAAUCUUCUUCAUGAAAGCAAAUUACGUGACCCCGGGAUUCUUACAGGACUGGAAACUGACCAAGAUUUUGCAUCCAAACUCAACCGUCGAUGAAUCCAUGUGUGCAACAUUGGAGCUGCAUAAAGACCUAGUUGACAUUAAUGGCGUUCGUGUUCAUAGAAUAGAUACAAACCAUUUCGGUGGAUUUUGUCAGACAUAUAAUGAUAUGUUGGAAGACGCAUAUACCAUUCAUGCUAACUGCUGUUAUGAUCUGGAAAGUAAAGUUCAUGAUUUGAAGAUUGUUCUAGAUGAUUGGAUUCGCUUUCGAAACCGUGUAUCAAAGAGCAAUGCAACGGAAAAAAUUGCUUUGAGGUGGCCACAGAAGUGCACAGAACAUACAGCUCUCGAGUUUUCAUAAAGAAUUCAUAUCUAAAGAAAAACACUAUGCAGAAUAUUCUAUGCUAAAUAUCUUGGUGAAUUGCUAAAAUGUCCACAAUGUCUUGGUGAAUUGCUAAAUAUCUUUGGUUCUUUGUAAUAGGUUAGUUGGGUUACUAGUUUUUAUGCAAUUU